Molecule: messenger RNA, 3234 nt
Organism: Ilex paraguariensis (yerba mate)
Lineage: Eukaryota; Viridiplantae; Streptophyta; Magnoliopsida; Aquifoliales; Aquifoliaceae
Source: the annotation of a GenBank genome assembly
CCACGGUGGACCCGAGAUACAAACACCUGCAACAUAAAUUAGGGUUCGAAUUGAUCCAAGAACCCAUUUCGUGAUCGAAUCACUGAAUCUCAUCCGCUGAUUCCAAUUACUCCUGAUGAUACCAUUGGAUUGUCAAGCUUUCCAUAUCAAUCACACUCGGUGGUUCCAACUUUGCAUACCUCUCUCCAGUUCUGAAGAAAAUCAUAGAAUCUACUGAUCUUUACGUACUUAUUUAUCAAUAUAUAUAUCGAUUGCAUCUUUCUAUCAUGGAUGUUGAAGGAAACAAGCGCGUGUUCCAUCGACGCGGGCAGUCUUCGAUCGAUAAUAAACAGCAAAAAGUUUGUUACCAUUGGAGAGCAGGAAAGUGCAAUAGAUACCCAUGCCCGUUCUUGCACAGAGAAUUGCCACUGCCACAGCCUGCGGCCAAUGGUACGUCUUCGUCGAAGCGAUCCCAUGGGUCCAUUGAUGAACAGCAGUUACCCCGUAGGAAAGCCAACUUUAACAAUACUUGGGGAAGAGUUCCAAGCGGUGGAGUUGCGAGGAAGAUGGAGAAAGUGUGCACUUAUUGGGUUCAAGGGAGUUGUACCUAUGGGGAUAGGUGUAGAUAUUUGCAUUCUUGGUGUACUGGGGAUUGUUUUUCGUUGUUGACGCAGCUUGAAGGACACCAGAUGGUUGUUAGUGGGAUUGCGAUGCCAUCUGGGUCUGACAAGCUUUAUACAGGGAGUAAAGAUGAGACUGUAAGAGUGUGGGACUGCCAAUCCGGGCAGUGCGCUGGAGUGAUUAAUUUGGGCGGUGAAGUGGGUUGUAUGCUCAGCGAAGGCCCAUGGGUAUUUGUAGGCCUACCAAAUGUAGUGAAGGCGUGGAAUGCCCAAACGAACACUGACUUGACUCUUAGUCAUCCGCUCGGACAAGUUUAUGCCCUGGUUGUGGGUAAUGAUUUGCUCUUUGCUGGCACACAGGAUGGGACAAUAUUGGCUUGGAAGUUCAAUGCAGCUUCCAACUGCUUUGAACCAGCCGCUUCACUUAAGGGUCACACUCUUGCUGUUGUGACACUAGUUGUUGGAGCCAAUAGGCUAUAUUCUGGUUCCAUGGACCAUUCCAUAAGAGUAUGGGGCCUUGAGACUUUGCAAUGCAUACAGACAUUGUCAGGGCAUACAUCAGUUGUGAUGUCUGUUCUUUGCUGGGAUCAGUUUCUUUUAUCAUGUUCACUGGAUAAAACAAUCAAGGUGUGGGUUGCUGCCGAGAGUGGAAAUUUGGAAGUAACCUACACUCAUAGUGAAGAACAUGUAUGUUUCUUUAUUUGAUUUCUUAUUCUUAGAUUAGUGUCUGUGCUUGUAUACAACACUAGAGUUAAAAUUUGCGAGACUUUGAUUUUAGGUGUAAUACUAUAUAUUAGAACUAUUCCUAAUCGAAAAUGUACAACUGAUGGUAAAAGACAGGGAACGUCUUGGCUAAUUUACAAAACCUUUUGUAAACUUUACUCUUUCACACAAGGAUUUACUUCUCAUAAACAUGGCAUAGUGUAUACGAGCAGCAGAGGUCGUUCUCUUUUGAACUAAAAAAUCUUCUCAUAUAUGUUCAUGUUGGUUAAUAUGUUAUUCUUGCCAUUACUGUAUGACAAAUGGAAACAAUGGGAAGGUCCAAUUGCUCUGGGAUUGUAUUAUCUGGUUAGUCAUUAUUUUCUGUUCUUUGCUUUCUUAGUUCCUUUCUUUGUUUACUUUAUGAGGCUCUAUGCUAUCAAUGUCACUUUAAACAAGAAAUACCUGAAAGAAUUUUACUUUUCUAUUGAUCUAAGAUUUGGUUAAAAUUGCAUGUGUAUAAAGGGGGAGUGUCACUGGGAGUUAAGCAAUGUCAGAUACAGCCACAGAUGUGUAUACAGGUCUGGUAUCAAAAUUGCUGAUGCCACUUUUUUGUUUUUUCCUUUUCAUCUCUACAGUAUAGUGUGGAAAGAUGAUACAUGAGAAUAUUUUGCUCUGGAACGUUUUCUGCUUUGUAUUGGAACCCAUGCAGGUUAGAAUUCACAUGGGGUACUUAUUCAAACAGUAUCCGCAAAUCUAGAUUUUUGAACAGAUUGAUACUGACUUGUUCCCUUCAAAUUCCAAUGUGUGGCAGCAUAUUUAUUUAGACAGUUGAAUGAACUAGAGGUUAAUAUUCGGGCCAACAACCUUGGGAGGUUAUGGGAUCGAACAUCAGCGCCACCAGUUGACCCCUCUCACACAAACCCAUUUAUGGGGACCAAGCUUGGUCUUAUUGUUUUUUACCAUAGGAAGAAUUUUGAAUGGGUUUCGUUUUGAUUUGGAGCCUGAAGGUUUUGUGGUUCAAGAGGAGUUUUGACCCUUGGGAAAUAAAUUUACCUGCUGAACAGGGAUAAUGUUGUGGCAAUGCUGCACGUGCAAGCUCCCCGGCAAAAUCUUUCUGGGUGCCCUUUUUCUUUUGAGAAGGGGGUGCUUAGACUUUUGGCAAAGAGCUUUCACUAGUAUAUGUUAUCUUUAAGGUCCCCAUAAAUUUUUCAUGGGUUCAACUAUGAGUAGUGGUUUCAUACUUUCAUGUAUAGUUUUUUUCCCGUUUGUAGAUGUCUAGCCUGCCAGGAGUUGUCCCUGAUCCUUAUAGUUCAUGUACUAUGAAGGAGUUCUUGUUUAAGGAUUUAACUAGAAAAUUGCCUAAUCAAGUCUUUCUUAUGUUGGAAGUGAUAGAUUGGAUAAACAGAUGCUAUUAUGUCCUAUGACUGUCUGCCUUCGGAAGUUAUCAAGCUCAGGUUGUAGCAGGGCGAGAUGGCCAGUACUCAAAGCCACUAGGUUUUUUCUUGUAGGGCAUAUGGAAAUGUGACCUGCUGUGCUAGUCCAGGCUAAAAAAUGAGCGUUGUAGUCCAUGGACUUUGACUCCGGGGAAGCUCAUUCAGUUAUGGAAUGCAUUAAGGGCUCUUAAGUAGUAGAGAUAGGUUUGGAACCACCAUCCCGACCUAUCUAUUGAUUGAUGUGGGGAAAUGAAGGACCAGACCAAGAUCAUACAUAGCUGCAUCAAAGGAGCAAGUCAUAGCCAAAUGGUACACCUACAAGGAUAAGAAUCGUAACCCUGUGUCGUAGGGAUGCAAAGGCAUUAUCGGGGAGAGGCUUUUGUGAGAGAUAUGGGUGAAACGGAUCCUUUAAUUGACUUCCACUCUUCUGUCUUGUCUGAAGGAAUUCCGUUUUUGUUCCCAUGUUGUCUACUUUGCCAGACAUUUUCUUUGGGGUGGGU